This is a messenger RNA of Portunus trituberculatus (swimming crab), 2594 nucleotides long. RefSeq names its product neurotrophin 1-like. Bases 1 to 903 code for a protein of 300 amino acids. NCBI's taxonomy places the organism in Eukaryota, Metazoa, Arthropoda, Malacostraca, Decapoda, Portunidae. Gene Ontology annotation, cellular component: extracellular region. The record is from RefSeq and is a predicted model, not a curated record. Gene Ontology annotation, biological process: regulation of Toll signaling pathway; innate immune response; central nervous system formation. Gene Ontology annotation, molecular function: growth factor activity; Toll binding. The transcript is spliced from 5 exons.
AUGCCCGCACCCUUCUAUCGGAAGGAAGGUAACCUUGAGUCUGGCGCCUUAGACCACUCGGCCAUCCUGACAUAUAAUAUUAAGCAAUUGGUGUUGGCCGUGGCUGCAGGUGUGGUGAGGGGAGAAGCUGACGCCAAAUCCGACCCUGCCUAUGUGUCCCAUCACGGCACGCCACACCACUCCAUCCCUGCCUACCACCCCACCACCUACGCCCCCACCCCAGCACCCUUCCACCACUCCACCCCAGCCCCCGCCUACCACCCCGCAACACCACCAUACCACCACCCUAUCACGCCGUCACACCUGCAGCCUACCCCCACUGCCGCGCCUGGUUACCCACACGCCUAUCACCCUCCCACAGCAAAGCCUGGCUACGAGUUCAAGUGCUACGGGUAUGACCAAGUCCCGACCUGCUCCUACAACACCACGAAGCCCUGGUGCCUGUAUGACUACGAGUACCCACUGAAGGAGAUGGAGGAGGCGCUGCAUUACUUCAAGCACCACCUUCUCACUCUCUACGCUGAUCUGGCUGACUUGUACACCGGUAACUCAGUGAACAGACCCAAGACACUGACGGAGGAGACUUACUUGUGCCCCUCCGAGACUGCAUACGUGCGGCCGCUGAGGGCUAUUAAUACUGAGGGCUACUGGAGGACUAUUGUCAAUAACGUAAAGGUGGACUACGAGGUGCUGACACAGACGACCCGCGUGGAGGAGUGCCAGAGUUACGCCGAGUGCCCGCUGGUGCCUCAGUGCUACAAGUCUAAGUGCCUGCAAAAGUUCAUCUACCACCGCUUCUUAGUGUACGACCCUUGUGAUGAGUACUUCCCCUUCGCCGUGGAGACCUUCCAGCUCCCCGCCAGCUGCGCCUGCCUCCUCGGCGCCUCCACCCUCGACCACUAACACAUGUACACAGAAGAGCAAACCACACUGUUUCAACCUAAGAACGCGUAUUGUACUUAGACCAUGUCCUUACGAGUCUGUGUGUGAUAAGUUGCACUGUCUUAACAUUACUUAUAACAUCCUUUAUAAGUGUAGAACAUAUACUCUAGUUCAUGUUUCUCUCUGGUACUUAGAAACACCAUCAACACUUAGGAAAGACUCUCGCAACACUCAACAUUAGUUUAUCUUGUACUUAGGCUUGUAUUCUCACUUUUGUGCUUCAUCUUCACUAUUUCAAGAGGGUUUUAUAUAAAUUUACACGAGUUUUUGAGGUGUUGUUACUGUUCUAGAGACAGAUUAACAAUAUUUUAUAUUAUUUAUUAAAGAAACACUCUUGAAAACCCCGCUAAUCAUCUCUGUGGCCUUGGAAAAUACUCGUGGUGAGAGAGCAGAGUACUUUUGAAUACGGACCUUAGAAACACUUAACACUCAGCAUCAGUACGCCUUCAGACACUUCCUCACAAAUGUCCUUCAUAACGUAGCAGUGCACACCAGAUCACGUUCAUCCCUCGCACUAGCACGCACGUUCAUCUCCGAGUUAUUAUGCCUCCUCACACUGCUCUUCAUACACCACAAUACACUAAUACACUUUCUUUUCUACCCAUCUUUUCCUAUAUCGUGAUCGUCCUUGUCUUGGUAUCUUUUCAUUUUCUUCUUUUCUUUUUCCGCCUUUGCGUGAUGUAGUAUUUAAUGCAGUCACCACACACGCCCUCUGUCAAAGUAUCACCUCAAGCAAUACCUAAUGCCUUAUGUGUAGCCUGCAGUAGUGCCAGUGUUAUCCUGCAGUUCGCAUCUUUCUCUCGCCACUCUUCCAAUACGAUGAACAUGUCUCACUCUCCACCUCUUGCUGUCUCAUAAACCAGUGCGUGUAGAUAGUCAGUUGUAAUGCCACGAGUACAAUUAGGUUCACUCUUCUCAUCUAGUUAUCUCAUAUACUCUCUAGUAAUAGCACGUGUAUACUGUUAAGGUCAUUCUUCAUCUGCAGCGAACAUAUUCCCAAAUCCUCUACCUAUCUCAUAAACCAGUGCGAAUAGAUACUCUGUUGUAGUAGCGAGUACACUUAAGUUUCUUCUUCUAUUCCUCUUGCAUCAAACCAAUGCGUCCAGAUGCUUAGUAGUAUUAGUGUGUGUAUAUUUAAGUCCACAUUUCACUCUCGCCUCCUCACUCCUACAUCUCUCCAUCUGAAGCGUUUCGUCAGACUUUCUUGAUGUAAUGUAUAUGUUACUGGUAGCUGGACAAUUACCCUAUAAGGAGCUUCAUUCCUAUCAAUAUUGUAAUAAAUGAUUAAGUCUGUCAAUCCCGGAGCAAUCAAGCUUACCGGCGGCACGUGAAGAAAGCAGUUCUCUAGUCGUGCGUGUGUGUGUGUGUGUGUGUGUGUGUGUGUGUGUGUGUGUGUGUGUGUGUGUGUGUGUGUGUGUGUGUGUGUGUGUGUGUGUGUGUGUGUGUGUGUGUGUGUGUGUGUGUGUGUGUGUGUGUGUGUGUGUGUGUGAGUGCACCACUCCAGGCAGAGCCGCCCCUGCGAGCUUACAAGCGAUACGUGAAGAAAGCAGUUCUCUAGUCAUCUCGUCUAUUGAUUAUUGAUAUAUGCAGAUGUAAUAAUAUAUUUUUCAUGAUAAUUAUUUGUAGUGAAUAAGUAAAUGAAUACUUAAAGA